UUCUGCAGGAGGGUGGGGUCAGUGCGUCAGGCUCGUCAGCCGCUAGGUGUGUGGAGCCCCGCGGGGCCGCCCUUCCCCCUGCCGCCCGCUAGAUGGCGCCUCUCACGCGCCGCGGCAGCUCUCUGGUUCCUGGCGCCCGGCUGUGCCGGGCGGGCGCGCUCCAGCGGGGGCGGGUUGGCGGCGGCAGAGGCACCAUCCCGAGGCCGCUGGCUUGAGUUCCUGCUGCAGAGGGAGGCGGGGAGCCAGACGCGCCGCUCCCCUCCCCUCCGCGCGCGGGCGGUGGCCGCUGCCAGGAUGCCUCGGGAGCGCGGCGGCGGCUGGCUGCUCCCCGCGCUGCUGCUCCUGCCGCCGAUCUGCGCGCCGGCUUUGGCUGUAAGUGUAGCUGCUGAAGAUGCAAAGGAUCAGAUUGAGCGACUGGUAUCACAGGAGUCUGAAAAAAGUGGAAAAUCAAAUAAAAUAAACAUAGAAUUACAAGAAAUUGUAUUUGUCAUCCAGAGUCAAAGUAACUCUUUUCAUUCAAAAAGAGCAGAAGAUUUAGUGCGCAAUAUUUUAAAACAGGCUGAAGAGCUUGGAAAGGAAUUACCUAGAGUUCUGCUUAUUCAUCAGAUGGACAGACAUGAUGGUGCAUGGACCAUACUACCAUUAAUGCACGACUUCUCUGCUUCCUAUGGUAGAAACUCCUCAUGGAUUUUCUUCUGUGAAGAAGAUACAAGAAUACAAAUUGUUAAGCUGCUGGAAACACUUAGAAGAUUUGACAAGUCCAAGGAAUGGUUCUUAGGAAAAGCAUUGUAUGAUGAAGAAUCUACAAUAAUACAUCAUUAUGCCUUUGCUGAAAAUCCUACAAUCUUUAAAUUUCCAGAUUUUGCUGCUGGCUGGGCACUUAGCAUUCCGCUUGUAAACAAGCUUGCAAACAAGCUGAAAAGUGAACCACUUAAGUCAGACUUUACAAUAGAUUUAAAACAUGAGAUUGCAUUAUAUAUUUGGCAGAAAGGCAAUGGUCCACAUCUUACUCCAGUGCCUGAGUUUUGUACGGAUGACUUGAACGCAUAUAAGGCUGUUAACUGUGCCACAAUGUUCAGUAACUUCCUACCGGUUUGCGGAGACCCAGUGAAGAAAGAGGAUAUCUUUGUUGCUGUAAAAACAUGCCGAAAAUUUCACAGGGACAGAAUACCGAUUGUAAAGCAGACCUGGGAAGGUGAGGCUGCCGUUGUUGAAUAUUAUAGUGAUUAUGCAGAGACCUCCAUUCCUACUAUAGAUUUAGGAGUACCUAAUACUGAAAGAGGUCAUUGUGGGAAGACUUUUGCCAUUUUGGAAAGAUUUUUGAAUCACAGCUCUUCCAAAACACCAUGGUUAGUCAUUGUGGAUGAUGACACCUUAAUAAGUAUCUUUAGGCUCCGGAAAUUACUCAGCUGCUAUGACCCAAAUGAACCAGUGUUUCUUGGAGAGCGUUAUGGCUACGGAUUGGGAACAGGAGGAUAUAGUUAUAUCACUGGCGGAGGAGGGAUGGUUUUCAGCAGAGAAGCAAUCCAAAAACUACUUGCUAGUAAAUGCCAGUGUUACAGCAAUGAUGCUCCAGACGAUAUGGUCCUUGGAAUGUGUUUCAGUGGUUUAGGAAUCCCCAUAACACAUUGUCCACUUUUCCAUCAGGCAAGACCAAUGGACUAUCCAAAGGACUACCUUGCUCACCAAAUUCCAAUAUCAUUUCACAAGCAUUGGAACAUUGAUCCCGUGAAGGUGUAUUUCACAUGGCUGGCACCAAAGAUGGAAGAUUCAUUUACUGAAAAGAAACAGAGACGUAUUAGGGAAGAUUUAUAAUAUAUAAAAUAUUUUAAAUCUCAAUAAUGUACUGCAGAUUAGUGAGAGACAGGCUGUACUGUAGUUUUGGUGUUGUGUUGUACUACUUGUCUGCCAUAUUGCAUAGAACCCUAAAUGUUUCAAUCCAUUACGUGUUACACUUGCUAGAAAAGGAAGAGGGAACCAGCUUGAGAGUGUGUGUGUGUGUGUGUGUGUGUGUGUGUGUGUGUGUGUGUGUGGUUUGAGGAUUUAUUGUUGGAAAUACCUUGAGUUUUGAAUCUUGUGACCAUUGUAUUUAACAUUUUAAACGUUGUAUACAGUAUUUGUGUGUGUUCCCUUUUGGAAUUCUCUAUCAAACACCAGCAAUUCACAUUUCUCUUUUCUUCACUGUUUAAUAGUGGCCUAAGUUCUAUAUUUAGGGGCCUAAUUCUAAAAGGUACUGAAUACCUACACUUCCCAAUGACUUCAGAGGAACUUCUGGGUUCUUGAAAUCAGUCAGAAUCAGGCCUUAGGUAAUGAAAGGGUAGGGAGGUGUGACUGUUCUAACAAACAGUGGUCUGGAAGGAAAAUAUCAUGUACUGUGCUUUGUAUAGUUUCUAAAUAGAGAUGUUGCGGAUGCAUGGGACAGAUCCAAAGGAAGGUCUGGGAUUCUUAAACUGAUUACAAGAUGUUGCCAUGAUUCAUUAAAAAAAACCUAGGUGACAGUUUCUAUCUUUGGCAAAUAUAAAUGUUUGUCUCUUAAGGAAUUUUGAAAAUCUAAUGUUUAGAUAUUUAUAAUGUGCAUAUCACCAUAGUGUCUAAGUGCCAAGCUAAAAAUUAGUUUGUAACAUCCACAAUUUAUAUCAUCUGCAGUAUACAUAGUAAAAAAAUACAACUAAGUAAUAUAAUGCAUAUAAUAUUAACAUGUAAAGAGUGCUGCAUAUUUGACUUUGUUUGUUUUCUAUGUAUAAUUCAGUUUUGUAAAGAUAUUUGAAUAAAAUCUGGCUUUAGUAUGUUCUAAACUAAUUUUUAUACAGUAAAGGAUUUUUUCCUUUUAAGACAACAGCAUAUCGUGUAUAUAUGCUGUUAUCUAACUUUGCUUGCUAUGUUGUAACCAAAUGCAGGGUCUUAAAGCCAUAUUACUGAAAUUGUUUAUUUGUACACAUCUUACAAUAUUUUCUGUAGUUCAGCACUUGUUUCAGUUCCAAAGUAAUGCAAUACUUACUCCAAGUCUAAAUGGGGAAGUAAUUCGGUAAUCACUGAGAAGUAUGCACCUUUUGUGAACGUAGCUUGUGGAUUUUUAAGCAUUUGAACAGUGCUCACAUUCAUAGUGGUUUAAAAGAAUGUUGAUAUAGGUGUAACCAACAUAAUGUAACUUUUUCUUACCAAUAUCAGUGCCUUGAACAGUAGACAUUUCUACUGAUACCAGAGCUACAUUCUUUGGUACCGUGGAUGUAUUGUUAAUUAGGUUUACUGUUUAGAACUGCGUGAGCCUAAAACUGAAUAAAAACAUACUUGUUUAGAUUUUUGAGUGCAUUGUUCCCAUCCUUCUUCAAAGACCAAAUACACUUUGGAAUGUUUAAACUCAUUUAUCCAGUGCUCCUUGUGGUAAAUACACCACAGGAUAUUAUAAAGUUAACAAAACAGAGGUCAGUAGCACCAAAAGAAAAAGAGUUCAAACAGUGUUAUUCUUUCUGGUUCCUGACCUCUUUCUCCAGUCCAUGCUGGUUGGCUGUGUCUCUUUCUGUGCAAAUGGUAA
Messenger RNA from Caretta caretta (loggerhead turtle), 3532 nucleotides. It is a transcript of the gene B3GLCT, whose product is annotated as beta 3-glucosyltransferase. The record is from RefSeq and is a predicted model, not a curated record. Gene Ontology annotation, cellular component: membrane. Lineage: Eukaryota; Metazoa; Chordata; Testudines; Cheloniidae. Gene Ontology annotation, molecular function: glycosyltransferase activity.